This is a messenger RNA of Acomys russatus (golden spiny mouse), 1715 nucleotides long. RefSeq names its product nicotinamide nucleotide adenylyltransferase 2 (gene Nmnat2). The transcript has 11 exons. The record is from RefSeq and is a predicted model, not a curated record. The coding region runs from base 153 to 1076 and encodes 307 amino acids. Gene Ontology annotation, molecular function: nicotinamide-nucleotide adenylyltransferase activity; nicotinate-nucleotide adenylyltransferase activity. Gene Ontology annotation, cellular component: Golgi apparatus. Gene Ontology annotation, biological process: NAD+ biosynthetic process. Lineage: Eukaryota; Metazoa; Chordata; Mammalia; Rodentia; Muridae.
GAGGCGGGGAGUGACGCGGUUUGCGUCUAGAGCGGCUCCUUGGAGUCCACAGCAUCCACCGCCGGAGCCUCGCCUUUCUUUCUCCGUCUGCAGACAUAGCGAGACACAAAAAGAGGCAACCUCUGGACCAGUGCGAGGGACCUAUUCCCAUCAUGACCGAGACCACAAAGACCCACGUUAUCCUGCUGGCCUGUGGCAGUUUCAAUCCCAUCACUAAAGGGCACAUUCAGAUGUUCGAAAGAGCCAGGGAUUACCUGCACAAGACCGGAAGGUUUAUUGUGAUCGGGGGCAUUGUCUCUCCUGUCCACGACUCCUAUGGAAAACAGGGCCUUGUGUCCAGUCGGCACCGUCUCAUCAUGUGUCAGCUGGCUGUCCAGAAUUCCGACUGGAUCAGGGUGGACCCAUGGGAGUGCUAUCAGGACACCUGGCAGACCACCUGCAGUGUGUUGGAGCACCAUCGAGACCUCAUGAAGAGAGUGACUGGCUGCAUUCUCUCCAAUGUCAACACACCUUCCAUGACACCUGUGAUUGGCCAGCCACAACAUGAGAACACCCAGCCCAUUUACCAGAACAGCAAUGUGCCCACCAAGCCCACUGCAGCCAAGAUCUUGGGAAAGGUUGGAGAAAGCCUCAGCCGGAUCUGCUGUGUCCGCCCACCUGUGGAGCGCUUCACCUUUGUAGAUGAGAAUGCCAACCUGGGCACGGUGGUGCGGUAUGAGGAGAUCGAGCUGCGCAUCUUGCUGCUGUGUGGCAGCGACCUGCUGGAGUCCUUCUGCAUCCCCGGACUCUGGAACGAGGCAGAUAUGGAGGUGAUUGUUGGGGACUUUGGGAUCGUGGUGGUGCCCCGGGAUGCAGCUGACACAGACCGAAUCAUGAACCACUCGUCAAUACUCCGCAAAUAUAAAAACAACAUCAUGGUGGUCAAGGAUGACACCAACCAUCCCAUGUCUGUAGUCAGCUCCACCAAGAGCAGGCUGGCCCUGCAGCACGGGGACGGCCAUGUUGUGGAUUACCUGUCCCAGCCAGUCAUCGACUACAUCCUCAAGAGCCAGCUCUACAUCAACGCUUCUGGCUAGCAGAUACCAAGCUCUCUGCUCUACUCUCCCCUCGUCCUCUGCCAACACACCAGCCCCUCCGGUCACUGUUUCUCUGUCUUCAUCUUGACUGUUCUCCCCACUGGCUGGCUUAACCCCCACAGUGUGGGGGGCCUGCGAAGAACCAUGGCAUUCCCCAUUCCACAGCCAUCUUUGGACAAACUUCCCUCUAGUCUCCGGGUUGGGGGUGGGUAAGGGAACAGGGUGGGAGUUGGGGGAAGUGCAGCCCUUGGAGAUGUACUGGUGUCCGUCUCCCAGCAUGCUCUAGAGAGGCGGCUCUGGUGCCCAUCCUCCCAGCAUGUGCUGGGAAGGUGGCUCAGGCUCUUGCCUUCUUCCCAGCAUGCCCUUUGCCACAAAGGGCUAUUUUUCUUUCUCUCUUUCUUCUUCUUAUUUUUUCCCCCUUGUCUACUUCUUGUAGAACUUGGAUGAAAUCAGUGUGUGGUGUUUUUUUUUUUUUUUAAUGUUUGUAGUUUUAAGGCUCUCCUGUGGUUCAGUUUCCUUCUGACAGGACACUAUAGCCAGUCUCAGCACUUGUAGGUGCGUGAGGGCCAUACACAGGAAUGAAAGCAGAGCCAGUCUGCUUCUCCAACUCACACACACACACACACACACACACACACA